AUGAACGAAUGUUUGAAGUUCGAAUUUCCUGACGAGUUAUGCAUGACUUAUGCAAUUUAUUCACAUAACAUUGAUUUUGUAUCUUUUUUGGCAAAUGAAUAUGAAUUAGAUAUCGAUUUACUUGCUUGUUAUCAUUGUCAAAAUCUUAAGGCUUAUUUGGUAAAUAUUGAUAUUACUAAUUCUUUAAACAAAUGCUUUGUUUUUUCACCAUUAUUCAACAUUCCAUCACUUGUUGAGUAUUUUAUCUACAAAGGAAUUGAUAUCAAUAUUGUUGAUAGUGAUGGUGAGUCAGCCCUUUCUUAUGCUGCAAGAAUUCCAAAUACUAAAAUAGUAGAGCUUCUUAUAUCGUUUGGGGCAAAUGUACAUUCAAUGAAUAAAGAUGGAUUCACUCCGUUUCAUGAUGCCAUAAUUUAUAAUCAGGAAGAAAUUGCCGAUAUCCUAAUUUCAAAUGGCGCUGAUGUAAAUCAAAAAACUAAUACUGGAAUAUAUUCGCUUGAGAUAGCUUUAAAUAAUAAUAACAAUAAAAUAGCAGAAAAACUUAUUUUCAAUGGUGCAAAUAUCAACGAUAAAGAUAAUGAUGGAAAUUUUCCACUCAUUUUUGCAAUUCAAAACAUUAACCAAUAUCUAACAGAGCUACUUAUUGCAUUUGGUGCAGAUGUUAAUGCUACGGAUAAUAAUGGAGUUGGAGCUCUAUUUCAAGCAGUGCUUGAGAAUAAUAAAGAAAUACUAGAACUCCUCAUCUCUCAUGGGGCAAAUAUCAAUGCAAAAAUUAAAGAAGGUAUUGCUGCUCUUCAUGUUGCAAUAGAAAAAAUAGAUAUAGCAAAACUUCUAAUUGCAAAUGGUGCAGAUUUAGAUGCCAGGGAUUUUAAAGGGGAUACGGCACUCCAUCAUGCCGCAUUUGCAAAUUGCUAUGAAGUUGUAAAACUUCUUGUUAUUAAUGGUGCGAACGUCAAUGCUAAAAAUAAUGAAAGGAUGACUCCUCUCCAUUAUGCAGCUCGGAGCAAAAAUAAAGAAAUCGUAGAAUUUCUUAUUUCAAAAAAUGCUGAUGUCAAUGCCAAAGGCAAUGGUGAUGCAACAGCACUAAUGUGUGCAGUUAACAAUAAUAAUAAAGAAAUUACACAGCUGCUCUUGUGGCAUGGUGCAGAUGUCAACUCAAAGAUGGUUGAUGGUUCAAGUGCUCUUUUAUAUGCAGCUGAGAGUGGUUAUACAGAAAUUGUAGAAAUUUUUAUCUCGUUUGGUGCAGAUCCAAAUGUAAAAACUGAUAAAGGGUUUGAUAUUUUGCAAUAUGCAAUAAUUAAAGACUAUACAGAAGCAGCGAAAAUUCUUAUUUUGAAUGGCGCAAAUAUCAAUACCAAAGAUAAUCAUGAUCUAACAUCUCUUCAUUAUGCGAUAAAAAGAAAUAAUAGAGAAUUAAUAGAGCUUCUUAUUAAUCACAAUAUUGAUCUAAAUAAGAUUGAUUUAACUGAGUUGCUCCCACUUCAUACAGCUGCAACUGUAAAUAGUGUAGAAGCAGCAGAGUAUUUCAUUUUAAAUGGCGUAGAUAUUAAUGCAAAAGAUGAUUUAGAUAGAACUGCUCUUUUUUAUGCAGUAUUUUUUAAUAGACUAGAUAUUAUUGAACUCCUUUUCAAAUACGGUGCAGAUGUAAAUUCGGAGACAGAAAAAUCCCAAAAUCUUCUUCAUUUAGCAGCAUUUAAAAAUUAUAAAGAAGUGUCGGGACUUCUAAUUUCACAUGGCAUAGAUAUCAAUGCAAAAUCAAUUUAUGAUAGAACAGCCCUUCAUUUUGUAUCUAUAAAUAAUAACAAAGAAAUUGCUGAUCUUCUUAUUUCACAUGGUGCAGAUUUAGAUGCAAAAGACGAAAUUCAAAAAACUCCUCUUCAUCACGCAGCCAUCAAUAACCAUCAAGAAAUUGUAGAACUUCUUGUUUCAAAUGGUGCUGAUAUUGAUGUUAAAGAUGAACAUGGAGUAACACCUCUUCAUUAUGCAUCAAGAAGCAACCACAAAGAGACAUCAGAAGUUCUUAUUUUAUACGGCGCAGAUAUUAAUGCAAGGGAUAAUAACGGGCGAACUGCUCUUCAUUAUGCUGCAAGUAAAAAUUGUAUAGAAAUAAUAAAACUUUUGAUCGCUUAUCAUGUGGAUAUAAACGCAAUUGAUAAUGAAGGAAAAGCAGCUAUCUAUUAUGCAUAUGAAAAUGGAUAUAACGAGAUAGUUGAUCUUCUUAUUUCAAAUGGCUCCACCGGAUUAGAACCAAUCAAAACAAUGGAAGUUAUUCUAUUUUGUUUGUUUUCUAUAUACAAUAGUAUUACUGAUAAUUAA
Trichomonas vaginalis G3 is the source of this 2313-nucleotide messenger RNA. RefSeq names its product ankyrin repeat-containing protein DDB G0279043 family. Gene Ontology annotation, molecular function: protein binding. Lineage: Eukaryota; Parabasalia; Trichomonadida; Trichomonadidae. The coding region runs from base 1 to 2313 and encodes 770 amino acids. The record is from RefSeq and is a predicted model, not a curated record. The transcript has a single exon.